CGCAAGGGUUUGAUUAGAUGUAUUCAGAGAGAAAAAGUUGCCGAACUAGCUGUCAGGGCCCCUGUCCUUUAUGUGCUGCACGAAAUUCCUUGCUAGAGCCGCCUACUAGUGUGUACAUUCUCGCUCUCUGCUCUCCUGUCUUUGCAACACUGCUGUAUUUGCCGUUGUGCUCUCACACACAAGCCGAUUGAGUGCUCAUUGACGACAUACUGGCAUCCGAACAACAUCAUGUCCGAGAAAAAAGAGCCGGAGUCCCCACCUGUGGAGUCUGUGAACUCGAGCGAACAAGAUCUCCCAACUGUCAGAGGCCAGGUCCCGCACAAAGUAUGGCUCGUCCAAGGCCUGUAUUUCUUGGAAAGAGCGGCAUUCUAUGGUCUCAGCCAGCCCCUCCAGAAUUACCUCCAGCUUCAACCGGACGACCCCCAUCGCCCAGGAGCUCUUGGCCUAGGACAGGCAAGAGCAGUGUUAAUCGUAUAUAUCUGGUUCAUAUACAGCUACAGCACACCUCUUGUGGGGGGACUGCUGGCGGACUGCUGGCUCGGCCGUCGCAAAACAAUUCAGGUCGGAUUUCUAAUCUACGUACUGGGACUUAGUAUCGUCACUGCUACAGCUUUCACGCAGCGAAUUUACGGCACCGGCGGCCUCCCCGGCUUCAUAGUUGGCAUGUUUCUCGUCGGCGCUGGCACAGGAACCGUGAAACCCAACAUAACAGUAUUCUUGAUUGAUCAGUAUCCCGAAGAGGAACCUGAAAUUGUUACUUUGAAGGAUGGGAAGUCAGCGAUGGUGAGCCGUGAACUUACAAUUCGGUUUAUAUGGAACGUCAAUUACUGGAUGAUCAACGUUGGAGGUUUGUGCGGCAUUAUAACAACUAACGUAGAGAGGUAUGCCUAUGCUGGCUUUGGGUUUGCCUUUCUUAUUUGCCUUUGCUUGAUUGCCGCAUCUGCAACGAUCUUCCAAGUCGGAUAUACGAAAUUUGUAACGAUACCACCGUCUGGAAACGCCGUCGCAGAUACGUUUGGCGCAUUGCGUCGCCGCCGAAACCCAACCCAUCCCAGGCAAGGUCAGACUGAAGUUGCAAUACAAUUGUCUGCUGAAGAAGACGGCUCUGCACCUCCAAGUAGAGAUGAGGCCAUAAUAGCUGAUGCAAAGACCGCCGCCCGAGCUUGUUUAGUCUUCCUUCCUUUCCCAGCUCUGAUGCUCUCCAUCAAUCUCAUGGAUAGUACCCUUAUAGCGCAAGCAGGCACCAUGCAGACUCACGGCCUCCCGAACGACAUCAUGUACAAUUUGAAUCCGAUCUCCGUCAUGGUCUUCUUGCCCUUUUUUCAAAGCUGGAUUUAUCCCACGCUCGCCAAAAAGAAAAUCAACUUCUCGCCAGAGCACAAGAUUGGUGUGGGCCUCUUCUGUGCCACGCUUUCGAUCGCAUAUGCCACAGGGAUCCAACACCUCAUAUACACAACUGGUCCAUGUUUCAACCAUCCAUUGAAGUGCCUUGCUGGAAACAUACCUAACGACCUCUCCGUCGGACUUCAAACGCCGACUUACGUAUUUCUCGCGUGGGCAGAAAUCCUUGCGAUCGUGUCCGGUACUGAACUUGCUUAUUCUCGGGCCCCAGCAAGUAUGAAGUCAAUCGUUCAGGCUCUUUUCAACUUUUUCAGUGCCUUGGGUUCGGUUUUCGGUGUCGGUGUGUCGUUUGCCGCCUAUGAUCCCAACAUGGUCAUUGUAUAUGGAUCGAUCACUGGGUUUCUACUGUUCUCCACUUUUGGUUUCGAACUUGCUUAUCUGAUCAGAGGCAAGGCCUCGGGUUGAACCAGAAAAUUCGUGGUCCCAAGGAUGUAUCGCAAACAAUUCUGGCAUCAUAACAUGAUGGAAAAUUUUGGAAGAACAAGAGUCAAAAGAUUGUAGGGAAUAUGAAUGCACUGGAAAAGAGAAUAGAUACGGCCAAUUGAUAUUAUGUUGCUUGAGUAAUCACAU
Messenger RNA from Trematosphaeria pertusa, 1971 nucleotides. Its product is annotated as oligopeptide transporter. The record is from RefSeq and is a predicted model, not a curated record. Gene Ontology annotation, molecular function: dipeptide transmembrane transporter activity. The transcript has 7 exons. Gene Ontology annotation, biological process: transmembrane transport. Lineage: Eukaryota; Fungi; Ascomycota; Dothideomycetes; Pleosporales; Trematosphaeriaceae. The coding region runs from base 229 to 1806 and encodes 525 amino acids. Gene Ontology annotation, cellular component: membrane.